AUGGCAAAUAUCAUCGGGCCAAAACCUAGCAAGCGGCGAUUGUUGAUGAGUGUCACCCAAUCUAUACUCCUGUACAGGAGUGAAAUAUGGGCGGACGCCCUGAAACAAAAAAAGUACAGAAAAACAAUGGCGGCAGUACAACACAGGGGAGUGCUGAAGAUCGCGUGCUCAUAUCGUACCGUUUCUGAGUCUGCGGCCCUUGUGAUUGCAGGGGUAAUACCUAUAGAUCUGCUAGCGCUAGAAAGAAAGAAAAUUUUUGAGAAAUCUCCUGAAGUUGGGAAGGAGAACACAAGACUGGAGGCUAGAAUAGCAACAGAAGAAUGCUGGCAACGACGGUGGAACAACGACCGAUGA
Molecule: messenger RNA, 354 nt
Organism: Belonocnema kinseyi
Lineage: Eukaryota; Metazoa; Arthropoda; Insecta; Hymenoptera; Cynipidae
Exons: 1
Coding region: 1-354 (117 amino acids)
Source: RefSeq, a predicted model, not a curated record